AUGGCCCCCACCAUCCGCCUCUCCGCCUGCAGCCUCUUCGAUGAGCCGCUGGCCAUCGCCAUGCAGGGCCUUGGCCCAUGGCAGCAGGUCACACUGUGGACAUCCUCGUGGGAUGAGGCAGGCGAGCUCUUCCAGGCCUGCGCCCGCUACCAGGUGGGGGACGACGGGGAGCUGGACCUCGCCCGCUGCCCCGCGCUGCCGGGAGGCAGCUUCUCUGGCCUGGAGCCCAUGGGGCUGCUCUGGGCUUUGCAGCCCCAGAAGCCCUUCUGGUAUAUGGUGAAGCGGGACGUGCAGAGCCCCUUCCUCCUGCAGCUGGAGGUGUUUGAGAGCCAUGGGGAGCCCCCCGGGCGGCUGCUGGCCCAGGCGCAGCACAAGCAGGCGUUCCUGUGGGAUGGGGUGCGGAAAGUCCCGGUGCGAGAGAGGAGGAUCCGGGCGACGCUUUUCCUGCCCCCUGGUGAGUGCCAGCUGCAGCCAUCCUGUUUUUCCGGCACUGGCCAGGGCCUUGCUGUGCCAGGGCAGCUGCCAGCCCUCCCACUACCUUGGCUGGAGAGGCCUGAGCUGGAGGGGUGA
Molecule: messenger RNA, 570 nt
Organism: Gymnogyps californianus (California condor)
Lineage: Eukaryota; Metazoa; Chordata; Aves; Accipitriformes; Cathartidae
Product: acyl-coenzyme A thioesterase 5-like
Exons: 1
Coding region: 1-570 (189 amino acids)
Biological process (GO): acyl-CoA metabolic process; fatty acid metabolic process
Molecular function (GO): fatty acyl-CoA hydrolase activity
Source: RefSeq, a predicted model, not a curated record